Molecule: messenger RNA, 750 nt
Organism: Aspergillus chevalieri
Lineage: Eukaryota; Fungi; Ascomycota; Eurotiomycetes; Eurotiales; Aspergillaceae
Exons: 5
Coding region: 1-750 (249 amino acids)
Biological process (GO): mRNA export from nucleus
Cellular component (GO): nucleus
Molecular function (GO): mRNA binding
Source: RefSeq, a predicted model, not a curated record
AUGUCUGGCAAGUUGGACAAGUCUCUUGAUGAGAUCCUGGUGAACCACCGCCAGAGCACCCGCCGUCGCGGUGGCGCUCGCCGUGGAAAGGCCGGAGCUGCUGGAGGAAUCAGAAAGACCAAAGCCACCAAGCCUACUGGCAAGGCUGCUGGCAAGGCUGCUCAGCCCACUGCAACUCCUACUCCUACUGAUAGCAAGAUUAUGGUCAGCGGCUUGCCUGUCGAUGUGAAUGAGGCCAAUAUCAAGGAAUACUUCACCAAGUCUGCAGGCCCUGUCAAGCGGGUGAUGCUCACAUACGGCCCAAAUGGCACUAGCCGCGGAAUUGCCUCAAUAAUCUUCGGCAAGCCGGACACUGCCGCCAAGGCUGCCAAAGAGCUGAAUGGGCUUUUGGUUGAUGGCAAGCCGAUGAAGAUUGAGGUUGUUGUUGACGCCACGCGUGCUCCUGCUGUUCCCGAACCGAAAUCUCUUACCGAGCGCGUUGCGCAAUCAGCCAAGUCGCAGCCGAAGCCCGCGACGGGACCCAAGCCGGCCGGCGCCGGUCGCCGUGGUCGCCGUGCUGCUCGCCGUGGCGGCGGUCGUCCCAACCGGCCUCAGAAGAAAUCAAAGGAGGAUCUUGACGCUGAGAUGGAUGACUACUUUGUCUCGAACGAGAGCGGCGGAGCACCGGCGGAAGGGAACGCUCCGGUAAACGGCCAGGCCCAGCCGGCGACGAACGGUGGCGAAGACGUUGGCAUGGCUGAAAUUUCUUGA